UAAUGUUUUUUUUUUGUCAAAUCGAUCUGUUCGUGUCCUCUUGCUCCUGGAAUCUUCAUCAUUAUUGGACGUUACUCAAAUUUUAACCCAGAUUUUGCGAGCUGGAACGAGGAAUUGGCACAAGCAAAGAUGAAAUACUCAGUUUUACCCAUUGCAUUGCUUGUAAUGCACUGUGCUUUUGGAGAGAGCUCCCACAAUCAUGAAGAUCAUUAUGUGGGUCACGACAUGGAUCUCCUAUUGGGAACUGAGGAAGAAGAUGGAAUAAAGAAACUUAGUCCGGCUGAGCAAAGGAACAAAAUUAUGGAAAUCCUGAAGAAGAUUGAUAAAAAUUCUGACAAACAUCUAACCUCAGAGGAGAUCACACUAUGGAUUCAACAUGUCUACAAGAAAUACGCAUUGGAUGAUGCAGAGGAGCGCUUCCCUGAAUUUGACACCAACAACGAUGGUGUUGUGUCUUGGGAAGAAUACAACAUGGUUGUCCAUGAACGAGUCAUUAAUAUUGAUGAGAAUGCUGUUCUGGAGGAUCCAGAGGAAGAGUCACUCAGAUUUCUCCACUUAAAGGAAAAGAAGCGCUUUGAUUUUGCUGAUAUGGGUGGCACACCAGGCCUUAACCUAACUGAGUUUCUUGCAUUUACACACCCAUCUGAAGUGGAUUACAUGGCUGAUUUUGCCAUUGAAGAUGUGUUGAGUGAGUAUGACACAGAUAAAGAUGGGUUCAUCAGUCUAAGUGAAUUUAUUGGAGAUGUUCGAACUAAUGAGGAGGUUGACCCAUCAAAGUGGGAGAUUGAGGAAACUGUCCGCUUUGACGACCUCUAUGAUCAAGACAAGGAUGGCAAGUUGAAUCGAGAGGAGCAGCUCCGCUGGGUGGCCCCUAACAGCUAUGGCUCUGCACGGGAGGAGGCUAUUCACCUCAUCAAAGAAAUGGACCAAGAUGGUGAUGGGAGACUGUCAGAGGCAGAGGUUUUGAAAAAUCAAGAAAUGUUUAUGAAUAGUGAAGUAACAGACUAUGGAAGACAACUUCAUGUGUCACACGAUGAAUUAUAACAUAUUUUUUAUUUUACUGUGAUGUACCAGUUAAAAGUUUGGACACGCAUACUUAUUCCAGGGUUUUUCUUUAUUUUGACUAUUUUCUGUA
Salvelinus namaycush (lake trout) is the source of this 1135-nucleotide messenger RNA. RefSeq names its product reticulocalbin 2 (gene rcn2). NCBI's taxonomy places the organism in Eukaryota, Metazoa, Chordata, Actinopteri, Salmoniformes, Salmonidae. The transcript has 8 exons. Gene Ontology annotation, cellular component: endoplasmic reticulum. Gene Ontology annotation, molecular function: calcium ion binding. The record is from RefSeq and is a predicted model, not a curated record. The coding region runs from base 130 to 1044 and encodes 304 amino acids.